Messenger RNA from Eriocheir sinensis (Chinese mitten crab), 462 nucleotides. Its product is annotated as cyclin-dependent kinase inhibitor 1C-like. The transcript has 3 exons. The record is from RefSeq and is a predicted model, not a curated record. NCBI's taxonomy places the organism in Eukaryota, Metazoa, Arthropoda, Malacostraca, Decapoda, Varunidae. Bases 1 to 462 code for a protein of 153 amino acids.
AUGAAAAUACUAAUAUAUGCCAUCUAUAACCUUUUAACAAGUCUGGGCUUUUGCUUUAUUUUCAUCAAUUCGCAUUUUCUCUCUGUCCCUGUCUCUAUUCCCUUCCCUGUCCCUGUCCCUAUUACCGUUCCUGUCCUUGUUCUCGCCCCUGUCCCUGUCCCUGUUCCUGUCCCUGUCCUUGUCCCUGUUCCCGUCUCUGUUCCCGUCCCUGUCCCUGUUUCCAUCCCUGUUCCCGUCCCUGUCCCUGUCCCUGUUCCCGUCCCUAUCCCUGUUCCCGUCCCUAUCCCUGUUCCCGUCCCUCCUGUCCCUGUCCCUGCCCCUGUUCCCGUCCACGUCCCUGUCCCUGUUCCCGUCCCCGUCCCUGUUCCCUGUCCCUGUCCCUGUCCCUGCCCCUGUUCCCUGUCCCUGUCCCUGUCCCUGCCCCUGCAGCAGGAGUCACGGGCACAAGCCAUGCGGUGGUAG